Messenger RNA from Suillus clintonianus, 438 nucleotides. RefSeq lists its product as uncharacterized. Bases 1 to 438 code for a protein of 145 amino acids. Lineage: Eukaryota; Fungi; Basidiomycota; Agaricomycetes; Boletales; Suillaceae. The record is from RefSeq and is a predicted model, not a curated record. The transcript has 2 exons.
AUGGCAAUCAUCGACAUCCUCAACGCUGAAGUCGCCCAACAAGUGGUAGACAGCUUGGGCGGGAAGCGCCUCAUAAAUUCCCUUAUCACCAACGUCGAGCGCCUCGCACAGACGACAGACACCCUCUCCUCUGACAUUAGCGCAACUCUCGCGUCUACUGUUCUGCUCGUAGGAAAUCUGACCGAGACGACGAAUGCGCUUGCGUUGGACUUACAUUACCUGCUGCAAGGCUGCAUCGCCCUUGUUGCGUUGCUGUGCUUACUGACAGUCCUUUGCAUCCGGAGUUUCGGUGUCAAUGCCGUGGGUAACGAGCAAGUCCAGAAUGGUCACUGCCAGAGUAAACGCCCAAUACGACACCACAUAGCAACGGGAUAUUCUGACAGUCGUUUCGGUGCGAAGUUCGGAAAUGCGCUGGAGGAGAUGGGCUGGAGCACGUGA